AAAACUCUGGAAGACGGAGAAAGCUGAAAAGACACUUCCAGAUUAAACAGGACCCAAAAUUAAGAAAGAAACAGAAACUAAUCAACCAUCAUUCGCCAAAAAAAGGAAAAGGCUCCAUCCACUCCAUGCAUGCACGUUCGUCGUAGGUAGCUAGGUAGGAAUACCCAUUUCAUUUUCAUUAUACACCAUUUUCUUGGCCUUCCUCUGCCUCUUAAUUCUCCUCCUUCACACACAGCCAUGGAUCCCAAAUCACCAAUCUUCCUACUCGUCUCCAUCACCCUCCUCUCUUCCCUUCUUCACCACACCAAAUCCACCGCGGCUGCCCGAAACGACGCCGCACCACCCACCACCGUAGCUUCAACAUCAUCGUCACAACAUAAACAAGAAGAAGCCAGCCAGGUGGUGAUCGAUCCAGCCCUCCGCGGCGUGUGCUCCGUGACCGACAACCCGUCCAAAUGCGUGGAGCUCAUCGCCCCCUACGUGAUCGGCGCCACGGACCCGGUCUCCAUCCUCAACAUGGAGAUCGCGGCCCUGUACAAGAUGGUCGAGGACUCCAAAUCCACCGCCACCCGGGUCGCCAGGAGCCCCUCCACGCCGCCGUCCGUCGUCAAGGUGCUGGACGAGUGCAUGGCGUACUACGACUCGGCCACCGAUGACCUGGCCAAGGCGUUGUUCGCGUGCUCCGUCAAGGACACCCAGACGGUGAACCGGAGGAUGGCUUCCGCGGUGACUAGCUUCCAAAAAUGCGACGCUGCGUUUGAGGGGAAGCAAGGGGCUGCCGCCAAUAAGCUGGAGGGGGAGGCGGCCACGAUGCAUGAGAUGGACGAGGUCAUGGUUCAGAUGGUUGGCUUCGCCAUGCAGAUUUCGCAGAAGCUGGUUUCUAAAGCUACUGCCGCUGAUAACACCAAGAUAGUUAAUUAAUUAAUACGAAUUAGGGAUGUACGUACCUAGUCUAAUAAUUUUACAUAUAAAUUUUAUCGUCUGUUUUUUUUUUUUCUUGCUUCGUCGCUGAAUUAAUUGAAUACAUUCCACAAGAGAUUUUUAUUACGAUCGAUUUUCCCCAAUAUGCAGGAUUUGAACAAUUUUUGUAACAAGUUGACACUCGUGAUGAAUACGUUACACCAGCAAGUUAUAACUGAUUUCUACUCACUGUUGGAACUUGGAAGCUUAUUAUCCCAACAGAAUAAACCAAUCAAUUAGAUAAAUUAAUUAGGUGGAACGGAGGAGCGAAAAUUGGAUUAGGGAUGGGUUCAGGCGCCGGCCGACCUUAGAUUUGGUGGUGGUGAAUGAGAAUGAGGAAAAAUAUAUGAGUUCGGGAAUUUGGAUCUCGUGGAGAGCAAACCUAGUCCUUCUUCUCUUCUUGAAGACUAGAGAGAGGAUGGGAUCAUCGCACCCCGCCCCGACUAGUAGAGCCUACUUUUGAUGCUAUGGUAGUGGUUGUUGUGAGUUGUGACCUUAUGGUAGUGGUGCUAUAUAUGUACGUAAUUACUCGCACACGAUGGGAUGUUAUGUCCCACAAUCAACUUGAUAUGACCAUCUUACAAGAGUUCAUAAAAAAUUAAGUCAAUGUUUGAAACAUCAAAUGAGUACUUUUGUGGCACGAUAGGGGUGCAGUUGUGCCUAUCCUUGGGGUUGAUUUUCAAUCUUAGCCGAAGAAACGCUUCAUUUGGCUUUCCUUUAGUUACCUCAACCAUGUCUACUUCCACCACAUUGGCCAACAUGGUUGACAAGUUAGUUGCUUGUAGGAAUGCAUUGCCCUUAAUUUGUUCCAUUCCUCAUUCUCCUAUUUUUGGAAAAGAGACUCAUACCUCAUUGCACAUUAUAUGAGUUAGAACAAGAAGUACUCAGCCAAUUCCUCCAGUUAGCGCAUACGUGCCAAGUGACUCUAACAACACAUCCCAAUAGACGACAAUCAUAACUGACGAUCGGGUGUGGUAUAAGGUAAGCAAGCAAUAAAAAUAUUGAACCAUGGGUCUCCUUGUGUACCUUACUUCGGCUUAAGGUUUCGUUAUCUAGCCAACGUAGAAUAGCGAUUAAGAAACUAUCUACACUAAACUAACCACUAUCCUAGCUAAUUACAAGUGGCAGAGCUCCCUUAGCUCGAAUCCCCUUAGUUCUAUGAUUUGGAUCGAUUUUGAGUACUAUCCUAGCUCGAUCGACUCGCUACCCUACCGUUAGGAGAUAGACUCACUCGAGAUUGACCCGAAAUGGCGAAUCAACUCACUCGGGGAUUACCUACCCAACAUACGAUAGGAGUUACCCGAAAAUGCCAAUAAUGGGCUCUAAGGGGAUUAUCUUCCUCCUAGGUAUAAAUUUCAAUUGACAUG
This is a messenger RNA of Linum trigynum, 2327 nucleotides long. The record is from the annotation of a GenBank genome assembly. NCBI's taxonomy places the organism in Eukaryota, Viridiplantae, Streptophyta, Magnoliopsida, Malpighiales, Linaceae.